Solanum lycopersicum (tomato) is the source of this 838-nucleotide messenger RNA. RefSeq names its product protein DMP8-like. Lineage: Eukaryota; Viridiplantae; Streptophyta; Magnoliopsida; Solanales; Solanaceae. Gene Ontology annotation, biological process: endomembrane system organization. The record is from RefSeq and is a predicted model, not a curated record.
UAUAAAUAAACCAAAAAAACCACAUCAAAACUUCAUUCAAACUUUCACAAUUUUCUCAACCAAAAACCACAAAAAUGGAGCAAACUAGUGAAGGAAUUGGAAUAAAAAUGUAUAGUACAUCGAAACGCGUCGAUAAUUCAUCGUCUAUGUAUCCUACUAAUUUACCACAAGGUGAAAUAAUCCCAGAAUUACCAAUACCAAUUGGUGGUAAAAAAAGAAGAGCAAUGGCAAAUGGUGUACAAAAAACACUUUCAAAAACUUCAUUACUUGUUAAUUUUCUCCCAACGGGAACCCUUUUAACAUUUGAAAUGUUACUUCCCUCAGUAUUUGGUAAAGGAGAUUGUUCACCAAUUACUACAUUUAUGAUUUUAACGUUACUUGGACUUUGUACUUUGUCAUGUUUUUUCUUUCAUUUUACCGAUAGUUUUCGAGGUCCUGAUGGUAAAAUUUACUAUGGUUUUGUUACACCAAGAGGUUUGAAAGUUUUCAAGACUGGACUUGGUGUCGAUGUGCCAAAAGAUGAAAGGUACAUUGUGGGAGUGACAGAUUUUGUACAUGCAAUGAUGUCUGUUUUGGUGUUUGUGGCAAUUGCAUUUUCUGAUCACAGAGUAACACUUUGUCUAUUUCCUGGACAUGCUAAAGAACUUGAUGAAAUUAUGAGGAGUUUUCCAUUAAUGGUUGGAGUUAUUUGUAGUGGACUUUUUCUUGUUUUUCCUAAUUCGAGAUAUGGUGUUGGAUGUAUGUCUGCUUAGAUAUCUACGUUUACAUUCUUUCAUGUAUUGUAAUAUACGUUGGUUGAUAUUUAUUUAAAAUCUAUCUAUCUUGUAUUGAACUACGA